This is a messenger RNA of Phlebotomus papatasi, 3121 nucleotides long. Its product is annotated as prostatic acid phosphatase-like. Gene Ontology annotation, molecular function: phosphatase activity. The transcript is spliced from 4 exons. The record is from RefSeq and is a predicted model, not a curated record. Lineage: Eukaryota; Metazoa; Arthropoda; Insecta; Diptera; Psychodidae. The coding region runs from base 69 to 1316 and encodes 415 amino acids. Gene Ontology annotation, biological process: dephosphorylation.
UAAGUUCCCUGGGACGCGUCUUUAAUGGAAUUUCCAAUAAUCCGGUAGCAUCGCAAUUAAAUCGCGAGAUGUUCAGCAGUGUGGUUUCAACCUUGACCCUGGAUACACUAAACUGGUUGGUGCGUAUUCUGCGAUCCGGCUGGACACUGGUUGUCUGUCUCGCGCUCAUCACUCUGAUUGAUCUCACAAGGACGCGCCUCCACUCCGGCCACUCAGCCACAUGCAACAUUGCAGAAGAUAACACCAAAGAACUCAUACUUGUCCAUCUGCUCUUCCGGCACGGACAUCGAACACCAGCCGACACUUAUCCCACUGAUCCCUAUUUCGAUGCUACUUUUGAGCCCUACGGAUGGGGUCAUUUAACAAAUUAUGGGAAAACUUAUAUGUUUGAGACUGGACAAUACCUCAGAAGGAGAUAUGAUAGAUUUCUGGGGAAGACCUACCAACCAGAUGCUAUUCAUGCACAAUCAACAGGUGUCACAAGGACGAAGAUGUCCCUCUCGCUCGUUUUGGCGGGACUCUGGCCACCAAAAGGAACGAACAUGGAGUGGAAUAAGCAGCUGAACUGGCAACCAAUUCCCAUUGAAUACGAAGAGCUAAACGAGGAUUCUCUCCUCCUUGUGAGAACCCCAUGUCCAAGAUACCAUGAAGCUCUCGAGGAAGCUUUUAGGGAAUACCCAAUAAGGAUAGAGUUAGAAAAGAACAGGAUGAUGAUGAGGGAACUCACAGGGAUCACAGGAUUAGAUAUCAAAACUCCAGAUGAUGUUCAAUCCUUGUUCAGUACUCUCAAAGCUGAAGAGGAAUACGGAUUGAAGCUACCAGAAUGGACCAAACGCUUCUAUCCAGAAAAGCUUCUUCCACUGACAGAGCUCAGCUACGUCUGGAAUGUUCACACGCCGGAAAUGAAGCGCUUGAAAGCUGGUCCAUUCCUCCAGAAACUCGUGGAUGAGUGGAAGGCAGCUUCUGAGGAAAACCUGAAGCCCAAGGAUCGCAAGAUGUACCUCUACACUGGCCACGAUUCCUCCGUGGUCAAUGUUCUGCAUGCCCUGGGAGUCUGGGAUUACCAACUACCGGAUUAUGCCAUCAUGGGAAUGUUUGAGCUGUUGAGAGAUCGUCCAACUGGGCAACUUGGUGUCCAGCUCUACCUGCGUAACUCCACAGCCGAACCUGUUCCUCUCACUCUUCCGGGAUGUGACUUCUUCUGUCCCCUGGAGAAGGCCUUCCAGCUCAUUACUCCCGUCUUGCCUGUCAAUCGCGAAGAGGAGUGCAAACCCAAGGAUCCCAAUUUCUCAACGCCUCCACCAAGUGGGCCAUAGACUCUUUCGUCUCCUUUGGGUCACUGGGUACCCAUGGAAACAACAAUUUUUUAGACUAUCUAGAAUCGAUAAGAAUCCGAUUCUUCUGGAUAAUUACAAACUAUAAGGAUGUCCAAAUCUAGGAUAUUUUUUGCAAGAUCCCAAUUAACUCCUGAGCUAAGAUAUUCUUGGUCAAAAAUCGUGAAUUUUUGAUUUUCUGCUUCCUUGCGGAUAUCCUGACAUUAUUUAUAUUUUUAGACCAGAAUAAGGAAAAACCUCUCGGGGCCAAUAAGUAUGAUAACUAACAAUUACAGAUUGCAUAAAUUCGAAAAAUAAUCUUUCUUAAAUUUUCAAAAAACUUGUUCAAACUUUAUGGGUACUCUCGUCCCCAAAAAUCUAGAGGUCAAAUGUAAGGUUAUCCCGCCAAUGCCCGCCAUUUGCCUUUUGACACCAACUUGUAAGAAAAUUCCAAGCGGGAGCGAAAUUUUUGCCAAUAUGGCCGAUAAUUUUGACAUUUAGCAGCGAGGGAGAUUGCUUUGAGGGAAGUUUUUCCUAUUCUUCCAGAUUUUGGUGAAUUCUGAUUGUCCAGGAAGUGUUUUUUUGACUCUUGAGGAAGCUUAAUGUGUCUGCAAUAACAUCGUGUUGAGAGAAGUGUGUGUUAAAGUGUUAUUGUGUGAAAUAUUUUGAGGAAUCUGUUGGUACACUGAGAGAAAUCCGAAAAAGUUAAAAUAACAAUCCGGAAAUGUUAAUUUUACCCUGCAGUAUUGAUCCAAAAUCGGUGUAAAUAUUACACUUUUUAGGUGUAUUAGGGGUUAAAAUUACCUUUUGCCAUGUUAAUUUUACCCUUAAAAAGGUGUAAAAUUACCAUUAAAAAAUGUUGAUAUAUUUUUACACCUAAAAAUGUUAAAGUUCUGAGGAAAAAAAGUUAAUCGCACCCUCGUUUUUUUCUCAGUGUAAGCAGGAGCUGGGUGUCCUUUUUAGCACUUCCUGGACAUCACAGAAGAUACUGGUCAAUAAUUCUUCUUGUUUUAGUGAUCAACAUUGUAAAGUAGUCAUUUGACACGCAAAAAUAAUUCACAAAAUUGAUAUUAUUGGUGUUGCAGAUUCAAAUUCAAAUUGAUAGAAUUGUAAGGGGGUAGCCAUUUUGUAGUUUUAGUAUUGCCAUGUAGGUGAAACGUAGAGAUGCCAGUUUUUGGUGGGAAUUCGAUCAUGAUGGACAAAGAAUUUAGAAGUGAUAAUUUUCUGGCAAUUUAUAAGUUUUGUAAGUAAAAAACCAAGACAAAAUUAGGCUAGACGUUUCACAGAAGAUUUAUUUAUAGGAUUUAUGACAGAGUUUCUGAAGGACUUCUACAAGGAAGAUUUUGAACUAAAAGUUAGAAAAUACCUGUAAGUAGGAAACUAAAGAAAGACAGAAUUAGAGGACUUAAAAAGAUUCUAUUUAUAGGAUAAACAAGGAAAGAAAGCCAGAAUUGGGGAAGAUUCUAAGAGGGCAAGAUUUAAAGGCUCAGGUAAAAUUUAAGGUUAGGUUUAGAGGCUCUCAUGGCUGACCCCCAUUUUUGUUUCAGAUCUUAAAUCAGCAGUGUCGAUCGCCAAUUCUAAUAGUUUGAUACGGUUAUAUUUGAAGAGAAUAGAGAAAUAAUUUCCGAUGGAAGAAUAUGUCAAGAACAAUUGGCUUUUGGAAAAUUGAAGUUUGUCUCCUUUUCGUUCUUUAGGGGACGAGAGUACCCAUGAGUUUUCCAAUUUCCCAGAGGCGGAGAAAAUUCUUUCUCUACAAAAGUAUCAUAAUUUGACCACUAAGACUUACAAUAAAGUGAGUUUUACUGAAA